AAAAAUCAAACAAGAGAAAGCAAUCAAUCGGAUAUAAAACUGAAAUUUGAUCUGUCGUGCUCACCAUUCGCUUUUAUUGUCUUUAAGUUAAAACAUCUAUGCAGAAAAUAAACAUGACGAUGAAGACCAUUGUUUUAUGCGCUUUGCUGGUAUUGGCUAUAAGUACAUCAGUAAAAUGUAAAACAUCUCAUACAGAAAAAAAAGCAUCUAGAAGAAGUAUAGGCGAAUACCACGAACAUUAUGACCACGAGCAUCUUGCCCAUUAUGCACCAUAUCACAGCCAUUACCCUUUAUACCACAGUCACUAUGCUCCUUAUCAUACACAUAGUUUUUAUAAUCACCAUCAUCACCAACCGAUUGUGUAUCAAUCACUUGUGCAAGCUGUUCCAACAGCCACCACAGUAGUUCACAAGCCGGUUCCUGUACCAGUACCUCAUCCUGUACCCGUUCCUGUUGCUCGACCUGUACCUGUGGAGGUUCCACGUCCAUACCCCGUUGAAGUUCCUAGACCAUAUCCAGUAGCUGUUAAUCGACCAUUCCCCGUGCACGUCAUCAAACCUGUGCCGGUUCCCGUUGCCCAACCAUAUCCAGUCACCGUUUACAAACCUUACCCAGUACCAGUGUACCGACCACUUCCUGUUGCCGUGGCAAAGCCCGCUGUAGCUGUACAAUACGCUGCUAGACUCCCUGUCCGCCUUCCAUUGAGAUACAACCCUCAGCCAAGUUACAGUUAUCACGGUCAUGCUGCUGCCUAUGCUCAUCAUCAUGCUUAUACUCCUUAUUAUACUUCAGCUGCAACAUACGCUCCAAAUUCUGCUUAUUCUCAAGCACCAGCACAUGCUCAAACUCCAAAUUAUGCUGCAACUGAACCUUACAUCGCUCAAACAGCCCAUGUCAAUCAACUAACUCGUGGAGUUCAAAACGAAUAUGAAGUAAAUGAACAGACUAACGAAGAAGAUUACUCGGCGUUCCAAGAAUCGCAAGAAGCUAAUCUUGGACUUGAGCAACUUCGCGGCAAUGUGGAACAAGAUAUUGAUACUAGAUACCCUCCAUUAACCAACGGACAGGAUGUUAGUUUGGCCGUUCCAAAUACCGACUACGCUAAUACAAAAAAGAAAUGAACUUUUUCGAAUAAAAUACAUAUCUAAUAUAAAUGAAUAGCCAAAGGAGGAUUUUAUAAAGACUGCGUUGUUUGCACUUGUUAUAUUAAACACGGUAAAAUUGUAUCGUGCUCUUGUUUGUUAAAAUAUAAAUUAGUAAUUAAUAUUGUA
Daktulosphaira vitifoliae (grape phylloxera) is the source of this 1271-nucleotide messenger RNA. RefSeq names its product MAGE-like protein 2. The transcript has 2 exons. The record is from RefSeq and is a predicted model, not a curated record. Bases 99 to 1121 code for a protein of 340 amino acids. NCBI's taxonomy places the organism in Eukaryota, Metazoa, Arthropoda, Insecta, Hemiptera, Phylloxeridae.